Messenger RNA from Musa acuminata AAA Group (dessert banana), 3255 nucleotides. RefSeq names its product probable LRR receptor-like serine/threonine-protein kinase At1g67720. The coding region runs from base 203 to 2971 and encodes 922 amino acids. Gene Ontology annotation, biological process: protein phosphorylation. Lineage: Eukaryota; Viridiplantae; Streptophyta; Magnoliopsida; Zingiberales; Musaceae. The record is from RefSeq and is a predicted model, not a curated record. Gene Ontology annotation, molecular function: protein binding; ATP binding; protein kinase activity. The transcript is spliced from 15 exons.
ACCCAACGCGCCUCCGCCACCUUCCUUCCACUGUAAAAAGAUGGAAGGAGCGCAUAUUUCUUUCUUACAGCAUGAUAUCAGGGAGUAUGGGGCGUAUUGGAGGCCAUCAUAGGCCACUGCACCAGCUUUCCUACUCACACUGUUCAAAGCUUAUACGGCAGGGAGUGAGGCAAGAGAGUUCGCUCACUGUCACCAGCGGCAGAUGGCCACUCUUCUCCACCUACUCAUCUUCCACCUCUUUCUUUACUCUGCAUCAAGAGCUCAGAUGCCUGGUUUUUUAAGUUUGGACUGUGGAGGAACAGAUAAUUAUACAGAUGAAAUUGGGCUUGAGUGGACUGCUGACAAUCAGAUUACUUUUGGUCAGACUGCCAGCAUAUCUGUUCCAGGUGAGAAGAGAAGGCAAUAUAUGAAAGUACGAUACUUCUCUGCGGACAGCAAGAAGUACUGUUACAUGUUGAGCAUGAAAGUUAGAACCCGCUACCUCAUAAGAGCAACUUUCUUGUAUGGGAACUUCGAUAGAAGCAAUGUUUAUCCAAAGUUUGACAUAUCUCUUGGGGCAACUUAUUGGUCGACCAUUGUGAUAUCUGAUGCAAACACUAUCGAAGUUCAAGAGGUAGUUAUGUUAGCAUCUUCUCCAACAGUUAGUGUGUGUCUAUCAAAUGCCACUACGGGGCAACCAUUUAUCUCAACACUUGAGCUUCGGCAGUUCAAUGGUUCUCUAUACUAUACAACAUAUGAAAAUCAAUUCUUUCUCUCUCUGGCCGCAAGAAUAAACUUUGGUGCAGGGAGCAGUGAUCCUGUAAGAUAUCCUGAUGAUCCAUUUGAUAGAAUAUGGGAAUCUGAUACUGUUAGGAGGCCAAAUUACCUUGUUGAUGUUGCUCCUGGAACUGAAACAAUAUCAACUGAUAUGCCAGUUGAUGUUAGUAGUGGUGAAAGACCACCUGAAAAGGUCAUGCAGACAGCAGUACUGGGUCGAAAUGGAUCCUUAACUUAUCGUCUUGAUCUGGAUGGCUUUCCGGGGAAUGGUUGGGCAUUCUCAUACUUUGCAGAAAUUGAAGAUUUUGGUUCAAAUGAAACCAGAAAGUUUAAGCUAAUAAUUCCAGGCUUGCCAGAAUUUAGUAAACCCACUGUGAAUGUUCAAGAAAAUGCUCAGGGAAAAUACCGACUGUAUGAACCUGGAUACACCAAUGUCUCCUUUCCAUUUGUAUUCUCUUUUGCUUUUAAGAAGACAAAUGAUUCAUCUCGAGGACCUAUCUUAAAUGCCCUAGAAAUUUAUAAGUACCUCGAAAUAAAUUAUGGAUCUCGGGAUGCAACUGUCAUGGCCAGUUUCAUCUCUCAUUAUCCACUAGCAGAUUGGGCAAAAGAAGGUGGUGACCCAUGUCUACCAGUACCAUGGUCUUGGUUGCAAUGUAGUUCAGAUCCACAACCGAGUAUAGUUUCCAUUAAUUUAUCUGGGAAGAAUUUGACAGGAAACUUUCCUUUAGAGCUGACUAAGUUAACAGGCUUGGUUGAACUAUGGCUUGAUGAAAAUUCACUUUCUGGUACAAUACCUGACUUUAGUGAAUGCUUAAAUCUAAAGACCGUUCAUCUUGAGAACAAUGAGUUGACCGGUGUCCUUCCUUCGUCACUGGGAGAUCUGCCAAGUCUAAGAGAAUUGUACUUGCAGAAUAAUAAGUUGAGUGGAGUAGUUCCAAAGGGGCUCCUACAUAAAAAUAUUUUUCUCAACUAUUCAGGAAAUGAAGGUCUACAUGAAGGGAAGAAAAAUGUGAAUCGCAUGGUACUCAUCAUAUGUUCUGUCCUUGGAGCUAGCUUGCUGCUUGUAAUUUCUAUCUUAUGCUACUUGUUCUUAGACAAAACAAGGAAGAAUUUUUCAAAAGAGAAUGCCAACAGUGUUCAACCAGCUCAAAAAUUGAGUACUUUCUUCAGUGAAGUUUCUGCAGAAUCAGCCCAUAGGUUUGCUUUGUCUGAAAUAGAAGGUGCCACCAGUAAAUUUGAAAAGAAAAUUGGUUCCGGAGGUUUUGGGAUAGUUUAUUAUGGGAAGUUGGCAGAUGGAAAAGAAAUUGCAGUCAAGGUUCUUACCAAUGAUUCAUUCCAAGGAAUCCGGGAAUUCUUGAACGAGGUCACAUUACUUUCAAGAAUCCAUCACAGGAACCUCGUAACUUUUCUUGGUUACAGUCAACAGGAUGGGAAAAACAUCCUUGUGUAUGAAUUUAUGCACAAUGGAACCUUGAAAGAGCAUCUUCGUGGCCCCUCAGCUCGAGAAAGAACUAUUAGUUGGAUCGAUCGUCUUGAGAUUGCAGAGGAUGCUGCAAAAGGCAUUGAGUAUCUCCACACGGGCUGCUUUCCUACCAUUAUCCAUAGGGAUCUUAAGAGCAGCAACAUUCUCCUCGACAAUCACAUGAGAGCUAAAGUAUCUGAUUUUGGUCUUUCUAAACAUGCAGUGGAUGGUUCCCAUGUCUCAAGCAUGGUUCGGGGGACUGUUGGAUAUUUGGACCCCGAGUACUAUGUAUCUCAGCAAUUGACAGAGAAGAGUGAUAUUUACAGUUUUGGUGUUAUACUUCUGGAGCUGAUUUCAGGUCAAGAGCCGAUAUCUAGUGAAAGCUUUGGCCUCAACUGCCGUAACAUUGUUGCAUGGGCAAAAUCGUUCAUCGAGAGUGGUAACGUCGAGGCUGUUGUCGAUCCCGCAUUGCAGGAUGAUUACGACUUACAAUCGGUGUGGAAAAUUGCGGAGAUAGCUAUCAUGUGUGUCAAACCACAUGGAGCGCAAAGGCCAUCGAUAUCAGAAGUACUCAAGGAGAUCCAGCAGGCCAUUGCAAUCCAACAUGGAUCAGAACUCAACGGGAACUGUGUGAUGGAGAGAGACUCAAAAAAGCCGGUAGGCACUUCCAUGAAUGUGGACCACCCUCUGAACUUGCCUACUUAUCAGAAUGCCUCUUUUCCCGAGUUGUUUGUGCAGCCUGACCUUCGGUAAUGGAUACAAAACUAGGGUCUAGUUCAAUUCCUAUGAUCAAACUUGCAAUCUAGAGGAAAUGGAGCAUAGCGGCCAGUUGCAUUUGCAUGUAGCUUCAUCUUUCUAAUUUUGUUUUCCUUUUGAGAGUUAUGCUAGAAGUACUUGAUGCAAUGAGUGUUCCUUGGACUUCAUCUUUCUAGAGUGGUUGCUUUUGAGAAAUGUUGUGUCCUUGUAUUUUUCUCGUUUUUUCUUGAAGUGUAUUACCAAAUGAAGUGAUUUAGCUCUGAUUAAUGUUUUGACAUUCA